Molecule: messenger RNA, 2460 nt
Organism: Danio rerio (zebrafish)
Lineage: Eukaryota; Metazoa; Chordata; Actinopteri; Cypriniformes; Danionidae
Source: RefSeq, a predicted model, not a curated record
AACUAAAUAGUGUCUGCAAUACUAAAUAUAUAUAUAUACAAAAUCCUUGUAUUUCGAUGGCUUUCUUAUUAUUUUGUGUUCAACAAAUAGAAAGAGAAUAUAAAGAAAAGACGUUGUUUUAGGUGAACUAUCACUUUAGCAUUUAGCAUGGCUAAAAUGUAAACUGAGGGUUGUAAUAGUUGACCAAGCCGCUAGAGGUCAGUGUGUCUCUCCGGUAAAGCUGACACAAUCUUCCGGGACUCAAACUUCUGCAGGCUCAGUUUUACUCUGCUGAAGGCGCGGUGUUUGUGUUUUCCUCGUGAACUUUGGUCCUGGAUCAUCAUGUCUUCGGUUGAGAUCUCCGAGGGCUCGGUUCUGCUGGAGAUCUGCGGAGAUCAGCCGCUGUUUUACCGACAGGCGGUUCCGUCGAGCGGCAGCGGCGGGCUCUGCGUGCUGCUGCUGCACGGGAUCCGCUUCUCCUCCAAGAACUGGCAGAAAAUCGGGACUCUAGAGACUCUGGCCGCCGCCGGUUACCGAGCUUUGGCCAUAGACCUGCCAGGUCUGGGUCAGUCGAAGGCCGCCGUGGCUCCAGCUGCAGUGGGUGAACUGGCUCCAGCUGUGUUCCUCAGGCAGGUGUGUGAGGGCCUGCAGACGGGCCCCGUGGUGAUCAUCAGCCCGUCUCUCAGCGGCAUGUACUCACUGCCGUUCCUCUUCCAGCACUCAGAGCUGCUCAAAGCCUACAUCCCUGUUGCUCCCAUCUGCACUGAGAAGUUCACCGCCGAGCAGUACGGCAGCAUACAGACUCCGGCUCUUAUAGUUUACGGAGAUCAGGACACUCAGCUUGGGGAAGUGUCGCUAAACAACCUGAGCCAGCUGCCCAAUCACAGAGUGGUGGUAAUGAAGGGGGCGGGGCAUCCUUGUUACCUUGAUGAUCCGGAGACCUGGCAUAAGGCAGUUCUGGAUUUCCUACAGCAGCUGAGAUAAAAGAGUAUCACACACUAAAAAAACCUCUAACAGAGUAAACACUACUUACUCAAAGGCGUUAAUCACACAUCUCAUUAAUAUGAAGUACAGUCAAUCCCAAAACUGAUUACAUCAGAAACACUAGAUUUUUUUAAAUAUGCAAUCUGGCCUAAUCAUGUUUUUGCAAUGUGGACUGAUGGCACUUGUGUUGAUUUGUGUUUUGAAGACUUGAAACUGUCAAUGAGGGAUUAAUAUGGGAUGAGAGUUGAUUUUACACAUCAGGAACUGUAAACUGGGCGUUUUGUACCAGAAUGAAGCUCUGAAACACUACAAUUUGUUGGAAUAUUUAUCGUAUUUUGGUAGCACUUUACAAUAAGGCUGUAUUAGUUCAUGCUUUUACUACGAAUGAUGAACAAUACAUGUAUUACAGUAUUUAUUCAUCUUUGUUAAUGCUAAUACAGUUGCUCAUUGUUAGUUUUUGUUAACUCACAGUGAAUUCAUUUGGAUUUUAGUAAUGCAUCAAUAAAUGUUGAACUAUUAUUAAUAAUUCGUCACCUUGAGUUAUAAGGUUCUAUCUGUGUUCUGAAUGGUUUUGAGAUAUUGAGCUUCGAAAUUUUUGCAUUCCAUAGCAAACAUUAUGUGUGUAACAUUUGUUUUUUAAAUGAAGUCUUAAAAUGUAAACAACUUAUAAAAAGACAUCCCAUAAUGUAAGUAAGUUGUCAUUUAAUAAGAAUAUGUCAAUAAUUCAAUCAAUAAUUCAAUUUUGACCAAAAUGCCAGAUAGAACCUUAUCAUUUUAAGGUGAAGCGAAUUGCUGUACAAGUAUUGUUCAUUAUUAGUUUGUGUUAAUAAAUAGAUUAACUAACAUGGACUAAUGUGAUCUUAUUGUAAAGUGUGACUAAUAUUUUUUUUUUAUAAUUACACAUAACAAACCAAUUGAUGAUUUUGUGAUAAUCGUUAUGCUUUGGUUUAUGAAUUGUAAUUUUUCACUUAUGGUGAUUUUUCUCAAAAGAAAAAACGAUAUGUUAAAAAACAUUAUUAAACAUUAUAGAAUAAAGAGAUAGUUCACUCGAAAAAUGUAACCUUUCAUCAUUUACUCCCCUUUGCUUGUUCAAAAACCUAUUUGAGUUUCUUUUUUUCAGUUGGUCACCAAAGGAGAUAUUUAGAAAAAUGCUGGUUGCUGGCAUCCAUUGACCUUCAAUCAAUUUUUUCCUACUAUGGAAGUCAGUAGGUGCCAGCGUUUUUCAAAAUAUCUUCUUUUGUACACUCAUAAAGGUUUAAAAACACAAGUAUGAGAGUAAAUGAAAAUGUCAAUUUUUGGGUGUACUAUACUGUAUAACUGUCACGUUAUUAGUGACAACUGUGGUCAAAAUGUGAACUGCAGUCAACAACCUGUUUUAAGAGACCAACUUGUUAUAUGAGACCAAAUGCUUCAAAUUAUCUUUAAUAACUAGAACUUAUUAUAGUUUGAUUAUAAUCAUAUCAAUGUACAACAAAUAAACCCAUAUUUCUUAAAAAG